AUGAAGAAGACGUCUCAACAAAAUGGAGUCGUGGAGUGGAUGACUAGAACUCUCAUGGAGCGUGAGAGGUGCAUGGGGAUUCAUGAUGGCUUGCCCGAGGCAUUUUGGGCUGAGGCGGUUAUCCAGGCUUCCUAUUUGAUUAACCAGUCUUUAUCGAAGUAUAUCGAUUUCAAGUGUGCAAAAGAGUAUUUGGAUGUAGUGCCUAUGAUCUCAUACCUAGUGACGAGAACCAAGUUGAAACCAAAGUCUCUUGAGUGCAUAUUCCUCGGCUUUGAGAACAGUGUGAAAGGUUUCAAGUUAUGGGAUCCAGUGAACUGGAAGAAAAUACUCAGUAUUGAUGUUGUGUUUGAUGAAAAGACCAUGUCUAUGAUCAAAGUCAAGAAAUUGGAGGUGAAUGAUGAUGUUGUUGGAACAAAGACAACCGUUACAAUUUCACCAAGUAUGAGGGUGUUCGGGGAUACUCCAAGUAUGCAGUCAAUUGAAAACGUUCAUGAGGUGGUGGAGUCUGAUACUGAGGUGAAAGAAUUUGGGAAACAACAAUAA
Prunus armeniaca (apricot) is the source of this 543-nucleotide messenger RNA. The record is from the annotation of a GenBank genome assembly. Lineage: Eukaryota; Viridiplantae; Streptophyta; Magnoliopsida; Rosales; Rosaceae.